GCCGACGCGAGCUGUGGCUCCCUUACAACCACUCUCCAACAACCAUGCCCAAGAACGUUGAGGCCUCGGGCGACUUCAAGGUCGCCGACAUGUCGCUCGCCGACUUCGGCCGCAAGGAGCUCGACAUUGCCGAGCACGAGAUGCCCGGCCUGAUGGCGGCGCGCAAGGAGUUCGGCCCGGCGCAGCCCCUCGCCGGCGUGCGCGUGAUGGGCUCGCUCCACAUGACCAUCCAGACCGCCGUGCUCGCCGAGACGCUCGAGGCGCUCGGCGCGGACGUCCGCUGGUGCUCGUGCAACAUCUUCUCGACCCAGGACCACGCGGCGUCGGCGUGCGUGCGCGCGGGCACCGCCAACAUCUUUGCGUGGAAGGGCGAGACGCUGGAGGAGUACUGGUGGUGCACGGACAAGGCGCUCACCUGGCCGGACGGCGAGGGCAUGGACCAGAUCGUCGACGACGGCGGCGACGCCACCCUCCUCCUCCACGAGGGCAAGAAGUUCGAGGAGCAGUUUGCCAAGGACAAGUCGCUGCCCGACCCGGCCUCGACCGACAACGCCGAGUUCAAGUGCGUGCUCGCGACGAUCAAGAACUCGAUCGCCAAGGACCCGACCCGCUUCACGCGCAUGGUCCAGCGCAUGGUCGGCGUCUCCGAGGAGACCACCACCGGCGUCCACCGCCUCAUCGCGAUGGCGGACAAGGGCGAGCUGCUCUUCCCGGCCAUCAACGUCAACGACUGCGUCACCAAGUCCAAGUUCGACAACGUGUACGGCUGCCGGCACUCGCUGCCCGACGGCAUCAUGCGCGCGACCGACGUCAUGCUCUCGGGCAAGAAGGUCGUCAUCUGCGGCUUUGGCGACGUCGGCAAGGGCUCGGCCGCGUCGAUGCGCGCGCAGAACGCGAUCACGUACGUGACGGAGAUCGACCCGAUCUGCGCGCUGCAGGCGUGCAUGGAGGGGUACCAGGUGGUGACGAUGGAGGACCUGAUCUCGGAGGCGGACGUCUUCAUCACCACCACCGGCAACAAGGACAUCAUCACCCUCGAGCACAUGAAGAAGAUGAAGAACAACGCCAUCGUCGGCAACAUCGGCCACUUUGACAACGAGAUCCAGAUGGAGCAGCUGGAGAAGGCGACGACGCGGAUGAACAUCAAGCCGCAGUGCGACAAGUACACCUUCCCCGACGGCCACGGCGUCAUCGUCCUCGCCGAGGGCCGCCUCCUCAACCUCGGCUGCGCGACGGGCCACCCGUCCUUCGUCAUGUCCAACUCGUUCACCAACCAGACGCUCGCGCAGCUCGAGCUGCGCAAGGCGUACGUCGAGGCGGGCAAGGACAAGGCCAAGUCAAAGUACCAGAACCAGGUCUACCUCCUCCCCAAGGAGCUCGACGAGAAGGUCGCCCGCCUCCACCUCGGCCAGCUCGGCGCCCACCUCACCGAGCUGAGCACCGAGCAGGCCGACUACAUCGGCGUCAAGAAGUCUGGCCCGUACAAGCCGACCACCUACCGGUAUUAGAGCGCGCGGCGGCACGCGCGGAGAGGAGAGAGGGAGGAGAGAGGGAGGAGGCGGGGGGCGCACCGGGGCGCACCCGCCACGCGGCCGGAGGGCGCGCGGUAUCGAGCUACGAGGACGUUGGAGAGGACACUUGUCUGUGGAGAGGACCAGUGGGAGGGGAUGCGGAGCACGGAUGGAUUACACACUUCUACUACUGUCAAUGUGAUGAAUGAUGCGAUACACCGAC
Molecule: messenger RNA, 1734 nt
Organism: Emiliania huxleyi CCMP1516
Lineage: Eukaryota; Haptophyta; Isochrysidales; Noelaerhabdaceae
Product: S-adenosyl-L-homocysteine hydrolase
Exons: 3
Coding region: 45-1508 (487 amino acids)
Biological process (GO): L-methionine cycle
Cellular component (GO): cytosol
Molecular function (GO): adenosylhomocysteinase activity
Source: RefSeq, a predicted model, not a curated record